This is a messenger RNA of Nezara viridula (southern green stink bug), 1727 nucleotides long. NCBI's taxonomy places the organism in Eukaryota, Metazoa, Arthropoda, Insecta, Hemiptera, Pentatomidae. The record is from the annotation of a GenBank genome assembly.
AUGGAUAAAGAAGGUAAUUUGGUGGCCAAUAAGUCUGAUGUUCUUGAAGAAAGGAGAAAUUACUUCUAUAAUCUUCUCAACUCAAGAGAAGAAGAUAAAGUUGAUGGUACUGUAAAUGCUGGCACAUUACUUCCAGGAGAAAUACUUCUACCAUCCCAUUCACCUCUUUACAUCGGGGGCUUACCGGAUCUUUCUAAGGUAGCCGUGGAAGCAGUACCAAAACCGCCUGUGCCCUUUUCGGGGUGCGUGAGGCGUGUAUGGAUCAAUUGGCGCACAGUUCCCCUGGACAAGCAUCACGUUUUGUCCGCCCGAAACGUCCACGAUUGUGACGGAACUGCUUGCGGAGGAGAUAAUUAUAUGGGGGAGAGGUGUGAAAAGCAGGCCUCGUGUCAAGAAGUGGGAUGUGAGCACAAUGGAAGAUGCCUGAAAGACGGCAAAAGUUUUAAAUGUCACUGCCCAGCUGGAUGGACGGGUCCAUUUUGCAACAUAGAAGUUCCUCUGGGUAUGCCGCAUUUUGGAGGUGAUGGAUACCUAGUUGUGGACACUAAGCACGGUGUUGCCAAACGCGGCGGGAUCUCUAUGACAGAACCAGCUAUUACUUAUAUAUAUUUUAACUUCUCCUCAUCACAGAAUGAUGGCAUGUUACUAUGGUCCUCGAAGGAAGAUAAUUUUAUUGGUUUUGGAUUGGAGAAUGGAUUACUAAAAGCAGUUUGGGGUUUAACAGCUGAGGAAAGUAAAUCUGUUCUACUUCCAGGAACUCUUAUUUCGGACGGUGCAUGGCAUGCAUUGACAACAUCCAUUAAUGACGGGAAAAUUAACUUCUCUACUGACGGUGGGUUUCCUGAUGAUAAGAAGGUGUAUGCAGAAACAUACGGAUACUUCCAAUCUUCGUUCAAUGGCUGUGUAAAGGAAUUCGCAUGGAAUAGACAAUUUAGUGUGGUCGAUUUUUCAAAAUAUAGUGGAUCAAACCUUGGAAGUUGUGAUCUGUUUACUUCAAGAACUGGUGUAGGGAUCAACGUUUAGUUAAUUGAAGGAGGAAUAAUUUUCAAAUUUCAAUGGUGAAUUUGAUUAUUUAUAAGAAUGUUUAAUUUAAUUUGUCUCUCAGUUACUCUGUUAAACACACACACACAAAAAAGGAGGCCAUCAUGGCUGAUUGCUAAGGCGUCAUAAACUUAGUAAGAUCGAGUCUAGCGGCACCGCACAAUGAGAAGUGCAUAUAGAUUCCUUGGACAUCGGUUUUAACCUACUCGGAAAUUUUAGUGGAACCCUAAAAUUUGGGCAAUUAAGGUGUUUGCUGAAGUAGAAUUUGAAUUGAAAUAUUUUAGUCGACAAAAUAAAAAUGCAAUAAUUUAUUAAUUUUUUUUUUUAUCACGAAUAUUUAAAGGAGUUUCAUGUAAUAUGUCUCCAAAUUCACUUUCUGAACAAACUCCUCGCUUCCUGUGACAUCUUUACUUUUCACCAAACUGUUAAGGUCCCACACUUGGAUUUGAUGAGAUUGGAAUCGAUUAAUAAACUUGUUAAGUAUGUCUGUUAUUUUCGAUUUGAGGAUAUUUAUAUCUAAUGUAACUACUUAUGUUCAACCUGCAAACUGAUAACAUCUAUUCAAUUUUGUCUUUGACAAUUAAAAGUGAAAUAUAUUUAUUAAAUAAUUAGCAAUAUUUUGAAACAUGGUUUGUUUUCAUGUUCAUUUAUUUAAAAGAAAUUUCUUAAAAUAAAAUAUGUAUUUG